GUCUACAAGUUACAUUAUCAAGUGUCUGUAACGAGACAAAAACAAUGAUGCGUUACUUUAUUCCCAUACCUAAAACUAAAAAGAUUGUUUUGGGGAAUGUGUUCAAGUUUACGGAAAAGGAAACGAAAACUGAGCUUAACAUAAGCUUGAGCCGUAAACAAGUGGAAGAUUCCAUUAGUAGAAGCUCCCAUGGAGUUGAGGCUAUUGUUAGAGAGGAUCUUGUUAGAAUUAAAGCGCACCUUCUUUUUCUCCGAUAUAUGAUAGACCACAUGAUACGAUGGAGCAGUGGUUUGAACUUAGAUUUCAAGUCUUCAAAUGGUCUAAGCCUUGCGAGUAUAUUUCAGCUUAAAUCUACACCAUUCUUCCGAUCUAUGUUGUUUGAGCUUCAUAUGAUACUAUUUAUUUACGCUCUAAAGCUCAGGGAGAAAGCAAUGGUGUUAGCCUCCAAAGAUAUGGUGGAAUCCACAAAGGCAUAUAGAGAAGCAGCUGGUGUUUUUGACUAUGCAUGUAAGAUUGGUCAUACUGAUUGGUCAUAUAUCGAGAAGUUUCCGGAGUUAACAUCUCCCGUUUGCUCCUCUUUGAAGCUCAUUUGUUUAGCUGAAGGACAGGUCAGUUUUCUCAUUUUGCUUACAGUAGAUUGUGACUAAAGGCUAUAACCAACAUUGUCAGUUUUGGCUAUAACCAAAUAUUUUUGUGAUUGCUACAUGAACACACUAGCACUUUUUCACACACGGAUGUUGAUAAGUACCUUUAGGUUUUUUAGGGCUUUGUCCCUUACAUAAUAGGCUGUGACGGCAAAUAAGGCCAAAGAGAAGGGGACAAGUGCAAGUCUAGUGGCAAAGCUCCAUUACGGUGUCACACAAUUUGUUGCUGAAGCCAAUGCUUCUCUAUUAUCCAAAACUAACACCCAAGUUAAACAACUCUCAUCACGAUUUUUGGAUUAUGUGUCGACAUUGGGAGCUUUGCACGAGCUAAAGAGUGGAAAACACUUAGCUGAAAGCUUGGAAUCGGAAGGGGAAUUAGGAGAAGAAGCCAUUGAAGAAGAAGAAGUUUUGAAAAAAAAAAUCAAUUUUUUUAUUUAUU
Molecule: messenger RNA, 1083 nt
Organism: Brassica oleracea var. oleracea
Lineage: Eukaryota; Viridiplantae; Streptophyta; Magnoliopsida; Brassicales; Brassicaceae
Exons: 5
Coding region: 45-647 (200 amino acids)
Source: RefSeq, a predicted model, not a curated record